AUGGACUUUCAAUUAACAAAAGGAGCUGAUUAUCUUGAAGGAAUUACACAUUUACGAACAUUAAAUGAUGCUCAACAAUUGAGUAUUGAACUUAAUGAAUCAGCAAGGAAUGUUGCAAUUAUUGGCUCUGGAUUUUUAGGAUUUGAAAUUUCUAGUUUGAUUUAUCCAAUAGCAAGAAGUGUCUCAAUUUAUGGUAAAGCAUCUACACCUCUAACAUUAUUAGGUUCAGAAGUCGGAAAUGAAAUAAGAAAAUUUAUUCGAGAACAGGGAGUAAUAAUUCGUCAAGAUUCAGUUCUACGUUCAAUGGGAGGAUUUGACCGUGUUGAAGAUUUAAAAUUUCGUGAUGGAAUGACAGCUAUUGCUGAUACAGUUAUUGUUGCUAUUGGUAUAAUGCCAAGUACUUCAAUUCUUAUGGGUUCAGGUAUUAGAACAAAUGCAGAAGGUUAUAUUCUUGUAGAUGAAGCAAUGAGAACAAAUAUACCUAAUGUUUAUGCGUGUGGAGAUUGUGUUAAUUUUCCUAUUUCUUUUAAUUCUGGACAAUUUGGUGAACGUAGAAUUAAUUUGCCCCAUUGGCAAGUUGCACAAUAUCAAGGUAAAAUAGCUGCAUAUACAAUAAUGGGUAUUUCUGCACGUCCUCGUCUUGUUCCCUUUCUUUGGAUUAGACUUUUCGAUAGACAUUUAACAUUUUCAAGUCUUGACCCAACAAUUCCUGUAGAUGAACGUAUUCUUCGUGGUUCUCUUGCUAAUAAUGAUUUUGUUGCUUAUUUUCUUAAAUCUGAUAGAGUUGUUGGGGUAGCUAAUUGUGGGCCGGCAAAUGUUGCUAUACAAUUUAUGGAAAUAUUUAAACGUGAUAAAAUUGUUACAAAAGCUGAGAUAUUAGCUAAUAAAACAAAUGAUUGGAAAAGAAAAUUUGAUGAAUAA
Messenger RNA from Meloidogyne enterolobii, 921 nucleotides. Lineage: Eukaryota; Metazoa; Nematoda; Chromadorea; Rhabditida; Meloidogynidae. The record is from the annotation of a GenBank genome assembly.